This is a messenger RNA of Ctenocephalides felis (cat flea), 1451 nucleotides long. It is a transcript of the gene spri, whose product is annotated as protein sprint. The record is from RefSeq and is a predicted model, not a curated record. The coding region runs from base 90 to 1322 and encodes 410 amino acids. Lineage: Eukaryota; Metazoa; Arthropoda; Insecta; Siphonaptera; Pulicidae. Gene Ontology annotation, cellular component: cytosol; endocytic vesicle. The transcript has 7 exons. Gene Ontology annotation, biological process: signal transduction; vesicle-mediated transport. Gene Ontology annotation, molecular function: small GTPase binding; guanyl-nucleotide exchange factor activity.
CGACAAAUGGUCAACAGCAGUCUGUUCAGAAAAGACAUGCUACAAUUGGUAGAAAUAAUAGACCUCCGACGUUGGAAAGACCUUGUGCUAUGUAUGUUUCUUCACCCCGAACUGCCAAUUCAACCAACGGUCAAUCCUCCAAUUCUUGCCAGCAGCAGCAACCCUCAUCUCAAGGGCUUCGUAAGGGCGAAGCACCAGGCCUAAGGGUGCGCAGAUACGCCCUUCAAUUAGCCAAAGACAAAAGCACCACUUUUGCCCAAAAUGUAGACCAUUUCAUUGCUUGCACUAGGGAUGGAAGGGAAAGACAACCCCAUGUGGUCAUGAGAAAUAUGAGGCAGUUCAUGUCAGGUAUGAAAAACUAUCUCCUGAAACACGGUGAACGUGGUUUUGAGAGGGAAGUACAAUUGGCUCGUGCAAGGUUACGUGGGGACGAGUUUUUAAAUUUGGACGCACUUUUGGAGUCCGUCAUGCAAAAAUUGGUGGCAGUUCCUCUGAGAGAACAUUUGUAUGCGCUAUUUGUGGAAUGGUGUGCGACCAGAGGCGAUAUCGAACUUAUGGCUGAAAAUAUCAAGUUGGCUGCUGAAUACGAACCUAGGGAACUUGGACUUAGGGCUUGUGUGAGUCCUCCAAAUGGUGCUUCGAUGAGCGCAAUUGCUGAUCAAUUGACUUUGCUUCAGGAAGCAGAAUCGCCUUUGGACAAACUCGAUAAAUUAUUGAGAGCAGUUGCUUUGGUUUUUGAAGGAACUGGAGGAAUAAAGGUGGUCUCCGCCGACGACUUCCUGCCCCUCCUGAUCCUGGUCAUAGCCCGCUGCGGAAUGGUCGGAGCAGAAAUCGAAUCCGAGAUAAUGUGGGGCCUGCUCCAGCCCAGUCUCCUGUCAGGAGAAGCAGGUUACUACCUCACUGCCCUUUCGAGCGCCGUGCACGUCCUGAAGAGUUUGGGAGCAGGUUGUAAGGACGCCACUGCCGCCUCCAAUUGCUUCCGACCCCGUCUCCUACUACCAGCCUGCGGGUCCCUUCUCAGGGUUGUAGUUCCUGAUGAACACAAUGGGUCCCUACAAACCAGGACCUUACCAGUUAGACCUCAUACAACCGCCAAAGAAGUCUGCAGGAUCAUCGCCCAUAGGGCCAGAGUCACAAAUCCUCAGGACUACGGACUUUUCAAAUUGGUGGAUGGUGAAGAAUCUCUCUUGGCCGAUGGUGAAUGUCCGCAAGAAGCAAGAUUGUCUGCUGAAGGCAAACAUUGCGUUUUGGCUUAUAAAAGAAUUGACGCCAAAAUUGCUUGGCCUACACAAGCCUUGGUGAUUUCUGAUGAAGAUUGCUAAUGGAAAAAUGAAAAGGACAAUGAAACUUUUGGUCUUUUGAACUUUUGGAGACUUUCGGAUACUUUUGGAGUCUUUUGGAGCCUUUGGUAAACGACUACCACCUGGUAUGGACAAAAUUGCUUGUAUCAA